AGAAAGCAUCGGACGCGACGGCGGCUUCCUGGCUGGGCUGGGGGGGUCGCGAUGGAGGACGACGCGCCGGUGAUUUACGGGCUGGAGUUCCAGGCACGAGCUUUAACACCUCAGACAGCAGAAACAGAUGCAAUAAGAUUUUUGGUUGGAACGCAGUCUCUUAGAUAUGAUAAUCAGAUUCACAUCAUAGAUUUUGAUGAUGAAAAUAACAUUAUAAACAAAAAUGUUCUUCUUCAUCAAGUGGGUGAAAUUUGGCACAUUAGUACAAGUCCUGCUGACAAAGGUGUACUUGCAACCUGCUACAAUAAAACUUCAGACACUAAAGUCAUGACAUGUGCUGCUGUUUGGAGGAUGCCGAAGGAAUUGGAAUCAGGCAGUCAUGAAUCCCCUGAUGAUUCAUCAAGCAACACUCAAACCCUGGAGCUACUCUGUCACCUUGACAACACAGCCCAUGGCAAUAUGGCCUGUGUUAUGUGGGAGCCAAUGGGAGAUGGUAAAAAGAUUAUUUCACUGGCUGAUAACAACAUAUUAUUGUGGGAUUUGCAGGAAAGUUCAGCCAAAGCUGUGCUGUCUAGUUCCACAGCCUUGGAAGGGAAAGGACAAUUAAAAUUUACUUCGGGCAGAUGGAGUCCACACCACAAUUGUACCCAGAUUGCCACGGCCAACGAUACCGCUGUCCGAGGCUGGGACACACGGAGCAUGAGGCAGAUAUAUUGUAUAGAAAAUGCACACGGGCAGCUGGUACGAGACCUGGACUUCAAUCCCAAUAAACAGUACUACCUGGCUAGCUGUGGAGAUGACUGCAAGGUGAAAUUCUGGGACACAAGAAAUGUCACAGAACCAGUGAAGACACUAGAGGAGCAUUCCCACUGGGUCUGGAAUGUCAGAUACAAUCAUUCUCAUGAUCAGCUGAUCCUUACAGGAAGCAGUGAUAGCAGAGUUAUCCUGUCUAAUAUGGUAUCAAUUUCUUCUGAACCAUUUGGCCAUAUGGUAGAUGAUGAUGAACUCAGUGACCAGGAGGACCAGCAUCAAGAAGAGAAGAUUUUUGUGUACAGGCCUUUCAGGAUUAAAGAGCCCCUUCAGGACAGUGUAAUAGCUACCUAUGAAGAACAUGAAGAUAGCGUAUAUGCAGUGGAAUGGUCCUCAGCAGACCCGUGGCUAUUUGCAUCUUUAAGUUAUGAUGGGAGACUGGUUAUUAACAGGGUUCCAAGAGCCCUUAAAUAUCAUAUACUGUUAUAAUUUGUUUGAGUUAUUCUGGAGCUGUUAACUUGAUGUACACAACUGGUAGGUAUUGUUAAAGGGUUUUUUCAGGAUCUGGUUUUUUUUAAGUAUUAAAGUUACAAUUUUGUUAGGAAUAUCUCUACUGAUGUAGACUUGUAAUUUUGUCUUUUAUAUUUGCCUUGAGAAACUAUGAUGCAUUUUCUGAAGGCUGUGCUACCUAGAUGAUUGAGGGGUUAAUCACUUUGUGAACUCUAAAGUUUCUGCUGAUAAUGGGUACAUUCCAUACUAUUGCUUUAUUACAUCAGCUUUAUGCAAAUAUAAGGAAUUACGGAAAUGUUAUUAUGCUGAUACAAAACUGGGACACUGUAGGGUUCAUGUAGCAGAAGCAUGGAUCUACUUGUUUUCAAGAAUAAUAUUCUACAUUUCUUGUAUAUGCAGCCUUCUGCUUUUAGCUAGGGCCAUGUUCCACUAAUUGUUCUGGCUAUAAAUACAGUUGGAAGUGGUCUUAAAAGGCUUUCUUAAUACCAUCUAAUAUUUUAAACACUUUUUCUCCCAUUUUGCAUGUCUUCAGAAGGAAUGUUUUUUGUGAAAGUGAAACCUUCGAAAUAUAAUUUUCAUUUGAGCCUUUUGGUAGUAGCAACAAAGUCAAAUCCUGCAAAUUGUGAACUAAUUCUCAGUUCUCAGAUAUGUAUUGUUCUGCAAUUCUCAGAUAUGUAUUGUUACUGGAAACAGUAUUAGUCUUUACCAAAAUCUCUGAUAUACUCACAUAACGUGUUAUCCCAUAUUUAUAGGUUAAGUUGUGCUGUGAGGGACUCUGGAGCUAUGCUACUGUUGACCUGAAAAAUCUCUUUUAAUAUUUGUCUACUUAGACUUUCUUACCCUACUGGAUCUGUGCCAAUCUCCAGUAUGCUGGCAUAAUGUAAAAGGCUUGCAGCUAAGCACAAAAUAUCCUUUACUGUAUCCUUACUUUUUGCUAUAGGUGACCUAGACAUUGCCUGUUAUGUUGUUACAAAUGCUGAGAACAGGAAGAUGCUGCACUGUAGGAGAAUACGCAGGAAAUCUCAAGCGUAGGUGGAAGGCAUGGUGAAACAUUCCUGUACAUAUUGACAUCCUGUCUUCCCCUGGCAGAGCUUGCACUAAGAUGAAGAUUUGCUGCUUGCUCUUUGUGUACCCAGGCUAACUGUAAUAUUAAUUAUUCCCUGCUGCCUUUUCAACACUAUUAUUUCCCUUUAGCAUCAGAACUUGGGUAUGUGUGACAGUGUUGGUUGUAGUAGCAUUGUGUAAGACUACUCUGAAGAAAUGGCAAUGAACAUGUGAUGGAAAGAUCAAUACCAAACUCUUCCAGUGAUCCCUCCUGUCGCUAUGGCAACUGUUGGUGUUAGUGGUGAGGGACAGCGUGCUGCUCACCUCUGCUUGUCCUUACCCACUCUUGGAUCGAAGUGUCCAAAUGUGAUUUGUUGUGUCCACACAGCUGCUUCAGUGAGAUCACAUUUGGAGAGCAUGACUGACUGCUAUAGGCCAAAACAUCCAGAAAAGAGGACAGUUGAAUUCCAUUUCUGGCUUUCUUAAGGAGCUUAUUUGGAAAAAUUCAUAGGAGUGAAGUAAUCCAAUUAAAUCAUCUGUACUAUUGUUUGUAUUUGUGUUAAUGAUGUUACCUAUCUGCUCCAGAAUGAAUGCUUCAUUGGAAAUUCUGAUUAUCUGAUUUUCUGCAUUUAUAUUUUAAACUUGUGCUAUUUCAAAUCAUUUCAAUCUGUAAUUAGGCAUGAGCUAUUCACCUGUAUACUGUAAGAAGAGCUACAUUUCCAAAUCAAUAGUACUUCAGUUGUCUGAACAUCAAAAUCCUUGGCUGGGCUGCUGCUUUUUAUGUGGAGCUUUUCAUCAGACACAAAAUCUUGUUGGGUAUCGUGUCUGUCCUGCCUGUGUGCCACCCUCCCCACCCAGCCCUCUGGAAAAAAAAAUGAAAAAACCUCUGCAGUAUAUCUUUGGUAUACAGCAGAACUCCUUAAAGCUUUCUUCACAUAAGCAAUAAAGGUCUAAUGAAACUUUGUCUGGCAGUGUGUAUGGGUGGCAGUGUGAAGGUGAUGGGGAAAUUGCCUAACAUUGUGUGGGAUUUGACUUUGAUUUUUAACAUGUAAUAAAUGCAGGAUAGAUUUCAGGCUAA
Molecule: messenger RNA, 3382 nt
Organism: Agelaius phoeniceus (red-winged blackbird)
Lineage: Eukaryota; Metazoa; Chordata; Aves; Passeriformes; Icteridae
Source: RefSeq, a predicted model, not a curated record